Fopius arisanus is the source of this 5938-nucleotide messenger RNA. It is a transcript of the gene Rbp6, whose product is annotated as RNA-binding protein 6. The transcript is spliced from 16 exons. Gene Ontology annotation, biological process: regulation of translation. Bases 698 to 1891 code for a protein of 397 amino acids. Gene Ontology annotation, molecular function: mRNA binding. The record is from RefSeq and is a predicted model, not a curated record. Gene Ontology annotation, cellular component: cytoplasm. NCBI's taxonomy places the organism in Eukaryota, Metazoa, Arthropoda, Insecta, Hymenoptera, Braconidae.
CCUCUAGCAGAGCGCGUCGCACGUAAGAGUACCGGCCGCCGCCCGUCAUCAGUCGCCGUACCGCGCAGCCCACGUUAACCUCUUACCUUUUAUUAGUUUUUAGUAGUUUUUUCAGUAGUAGGCCAGAUACAGCUACGUUGAUCAUAAAAUAACAGACAGCAAAUAAUAAAUAAUACGUUGUUAUCUCUCGUUUAUGGGAGAAAGCUAAGAUAAGGUGCAUCUCGAUUAUAUUGUGAGAGUCAAGCUGAGAAUUGGUUGGUCAGCCUUUAUUUUCUUGGACGAUUCACUGACAGAACGGGGGUUGAUUAUACGUUACGGUGGUACACGAGGCCCUCAUUGCCUCUAACUCCCCUUUAUUUUUCUGUGUGUGUCAGGGAAGGCGCGCGCGCGCGUGCUGUGUUACUGUUUUUGUUGUCAUUACCUUUUUUUUUUCUCUUCAGUUUGUAUUUUCUUGAGAGAAUAAGGGAUCAUUGGUUUCUUCUUCAAUCAGUGUGGCUAGGCUGCCUGUGGUGAUUACUCAAGGUGUUGCGUUUUUGGAUUUAAAUCGUUUGAGUUGGAGAUACUGUGAUUUUUAAAUUAUUGUGAAUGAAAAAAACAAGUUGGAGAGGGCUUUUAGCAACGAAUUCAUUUGUUUGAAGACUUUGUCAGUGUCAAGUUUUUCAAUUAAACCUGUGCGAAGGAUUUUUUGGAUUUUAAUAUGGAGCCACAGGGUCAAGAAAUCGUUGCUAGCGGAUCUAUGGCCGAGGUCCCUAAUGAUCCAGGGAAAAUGUUCAUCGGUGGUCUAUCAUGGCAGACUAGUCCAGAGAGCCUCAGAGAAUACUUCACCAAGUACGGAGAUAUCACGGAGGUUAUGGUGAUGAAGGAUCCGACAACGCGACGAUCAAGGGGUUUUGGUUUCAUCACGUUUGCAGAUCCAUCGAGUGUCGACAAAGUACUGGCCCAGGGUAAUCACGAGCUGGACGGCAAAAAAAUCGACCCGAAAGUAGCAUUUCCUAGGAGAACACAUCCAAAGAUGGUGACAAGGACAAAGAAAAUAUUCGUCGGCGGUUUAUCAGCGCCGACGACGCUGGAGGACGUCAAAAACUACUUCGAGCAGUUCGGCCCGAUAGAGGACGCCAUGCUGAUGUUCGACAAGCAGACUAGCAGGCACAGAGGUUUUGGCUUCGUGACAUUUCAGAGUGAGGACGUUGUUGACAAAGUCUGCGAGAUUCACUUCCACGAGAUAAACAACAAAAUGGUUGAAUGCAAGAAAGCACAGCCAAAAGAGGUGAUGCUACCGGCUAAUUUGGCGAAGACGCGAGCGGCUGGUCGAGGUGCAUACGAUUUUAUGUGGUCACUGGGAGCAUUACCUGAUGGUUUCCCAGCGGCAGCGUACGCGGCAUACGCGGCAGGCCGCGGCUAUUCUGGGUACCCUAGUUUCGGACUACCCUAUCCGACAGGAGCGGUAGUGUACCGCGCAGUGGGUCCAAGAGUUGGUCGAGUGUCCGUGAGCCCAAGUACGGGUUGCACCGUGGAUCUCACCAAUGGACAACUCACACCCAACAACAACACGCCCUUGCUCACGCAAGCUCUUUCUGUGAUGAACAACUACCAAGCAGCGCAAGCUGGAUUUCCACCAGCUUCACCACAUGGCGCCGGUGGCCAUGGUGGUCCACAGGGGCGUUCCUUUCCCGCUGCCAAUUCACCCGGCCCCAUUGACAUGUACAGUUCGAGUGCAGCAGCCGCAGCAGCAGCCGCAGCAGCUGAUUCUGCUGUUGCAAGCUACGUCCAGGCAGCAGCCAGUCCACAGCCACCAACCACCGCGUUUCCCGCCAUUGCCGUUUCCCGCGCACCGCUCAACUACAGUCCUGGUCCCCUGAUACCGGCGGCGUUUACUAAUGGCUACCAUUGAGCCUUGUUAAGACCUAACAACAUGAUGGACGAGAGGGCACAGCGCGGCAGGAUCGACUGAUGGCACAACGAGCAACAUGAGGAAGACGCCUUUCAGCCUCCACCCUUUGACGUCACUCUCUGGACACAAAAAAAAAUAUAAAUAAAUCAUGGAAGAGAUCAUUCCCAGGCAACAAUGGGUAAGCGAGUGGAAUUUUUGUAAAAAUGUGGAUCGGUCUUACGUCCACCGGAAGUGAAUGCAGUAUGGUGGGAUGAUUCAUGGAUCAGAACGAGUCAGCAAUGGAGAGCAGCUGGUGAAGACGGUGGGAAAAACUAUGGAAAAUGCGAUUUAAAAAAAAUGAUAAAAAAAUGUAAAAUGUUCAGGGAGUGUUCAUGAGCGGAGGGGAUGAAAGAUAAUGGUUGAGAGGGAAGAGAUGGGAGCACCACAGGCACCACACAUCACACGUCGCGUCUGUCAUACGAUAUGAGGAAUGAAAUAACAUAACAAGAUAUUGCAAGAAAAAAUUAUUAAAAUAUAUAUAUAAUUCUAUAUAUAUAUGCGCGCACGCCCGUUCUCCGACAUUAAUGAAUAAUAAAUAAAAAUAAACAAAAAAAAAUAUUGAUAACAAAAAAAUUAAUAAUUAUUAAUUGCUAAAUAAUUAAGCGGUUAAGUCUAUAAUAUAUAUAUAUGAUAAAUAAUUGAUAAUUAAAUAGACAACGUAUGAAACACUAGGACUUAAGAAUGAAAAAAAUAAAUAAUUAUUAUUAUUGACGAUGAGAGGAGGAGGAGAAUACCAACACACAUACGAACAAAGGAAAAUAACAAUUCAAGUUUUGACAUUUUGUUAUUUUUAAGUCAUUAAAUUUUAAUGGAUUACACGUUUUCGUUUUUGCACCCGGGAUGCUUUAAUGUGAAUCUGAAUGACACGAUUAAUUGGAUUAUAUUAUUGCAAUGGUUCAAUGAUUGAGAGUUAAUGUUUCGGUACCCAUUAUUUUUUUUUGUCCCUGAAUUCUCACUUUUCCUUCCCGGAAGUGCAGAUCAACAGAUGACGGAUGAUCGAUUGUUUUUCUUAACGAUUAUUUAUAUUGCGAUAAAAUUUUUGCUGAAAUGGUACAGACAAAUACACACAAAAAAAUCAGGUGGUCUUCCUAUUCAUUGGAAUGAACAUUUUUUGGCACUAUAUAUAACGAAGAUGAAAGGUCUAUAUAUAUUAAUGAAUUUAUCGAUUACUUUCUCUUUGAACCUCACAACAACACGCGCUCGAACAAGUUUAAAUAUUGAAGAUUAAUGAGUUUAUUUGCAUUGAUCCAGUCACGAUACGUAUAUUGAAUAAUUUCAAAUAUCAUUGUUUGCUCUGAUGAGUCAAUCGGUAAAGUGAUGAGGGAGGAUAAUACGGAGACACGUUCAACAUUUUUUCAAUACCCAACACUUUUAUUUCAAUGGAAUAAACAACAAGCCAAUUUAAUGAUUGCACAAAGCACUCACAAUGACGGUUAAAUAAUUAAUGAUUAUUCAUUUGCUGGUGAAUCCACUCGAUGAAGAGAAAAACUUAAAUUGCUUAGGUUAGGUUCUAAGAUCUAAAAAAUGUGCACAACCGCUCGAAAGGAAAUAUGGCGGUUGUGAAAUAUCUUGUUUUUUGUUGACACGAUUAUUAACUAUUUAUUACGACUAUUAUUAUUAAAUUUUUCAAAUAAAAUUAUUAUAAUGUGAAUAUAUGUAUGAUGAAUUAUGAUAAAAAAAAAACGGUUAUAUUGUAUUCAACAACAGGGUAAAAAUAAUAAGAAGAAUGUGUAAUUCCUGGGACGCACGUGUUUCAAUGGCGAGACGGCGGCCAUUUUGUCGUCGUUUAAUUGAUGAUUUUCUUGGAAGGUGUGAUUGCAGGAGGGAAGAGGCAAAAUCUGCCUGGUGUCAAUUCAAUCGUCAAAGUUAGUCAGUGAAUAAGGUACGAACGAAUCAAAUCUUUUGAAUAGUCGAUGAAAAUAAAAAAAUGAUUAAAAUUCCUGCGUUCACAAAAUGGCCGCCACUUUUGUUCACGUCCCAGAGCUAACCUAACUAAAAUGCGUGUAUAAAAGAGAUUAUACAUUGGACCAAAAAAAAAAGCACUUGGCAUCCACAAGAGAUUGUUUUACACAUUAAAAAAAAACACAAGAACACUCACUUACGUAAAAACAAAGUGUCUCCGGAUAAGAAUUUAAAAGUAUCCACUUCCGUUAAUUAACAAUUACUUUCAAUGAUUUUCAUCAAUGAACGAAGUGGCGUCGAAUUUUUAACUCUUUGUUUUUGCCUGCGACGAGAAGGAAAAGAAGAAAAAAAAAACAUCCGUAAGAUUAAAAAAAAAAUACCAUAAAACGAAUAAGAAAUAAAAUAUAUUUACAAAUUAAGGAAAAAAUAUAUAUAAAUAUUAUAUAAAAAUGGCGCUCUUUUACCGUCAAAAAAAAAACAAACCUCUAAAUAGCUUCGCAAUUAAUUCAAGAGCAAUUAAUUUUGUUAAUUAAAUGAAUGAAGCAGGAAUAAACGAAGAAUUUUAGCCAGGCGCAAUUAAAUGAAUUAAAUGAACAAGAAAUGAACACGUGAUUGAAGUAUCCUUAAAACACAGAAUGUGAAUGUAAUAAAAGAAAUUGAAGGGAUGGAAAGGGCUAAUAAUAAAACAACACUACAAGGAUAUAACACCAGCUCAAUGAAACAAAAUAAAAAUUAAACACAUAUUUGAAUUAUAUGAAUUGACGAAGGAAUAACAUUUUAAAAAAUGUAACGGACAAUUCACACUUUAGAAAUUGAAAAGAAAAAACGUUGUAACAUGUUUUCAGGCGAUCUGAGGCUCUCCGAAACCUCAACAUUAAACAAAAAAAAAACAAAAUAUAUAUAAAGCAUAAUAACCAACAAUUAACGAUCAAUUAUUGAAUGAGGGGAGAUAGGAAGAGGCAAAAUGAACGAGCAAUGAGUGUAAGCAAACAAAGAGGAAAAAUACGAGUACAGUCCAUAAGUUUAUAUAUAUGAUAUAAAUAAAUAUUGAAUUAUUACGUCUAUAUCUAUAUCCGGCAAAAAAAAAUAAUGAAAUUAAUUUUAAAGAAACAAAAUACAUGAACGCGUGGGAGAGGAAUAUAGAAUGGCAAAAAUUAAAAAGUAACUAAUGAAAGAAUGAAAAUUAAUUAACAAUUAUAUAUGAAUUAAAGACUAAGUUGAUUUACCAAUUACAAAACAGAAAAUGGGGGCAGAAAUAUAAAUGAAAAUGAAAUUGUUUUAUGCAUUUGUAUAUAAUUAUUGAUGUUUUAAACAAAUGAAUGCUGAUAUUAUAAUAUUGUAUUGUAAUUUUUUCGAUCACCGAUCAUAUAAAAACAAAAUGGAGGAGUUGACGCGAUUGAAUUUUUUUUUUUUCAGGACUGGAAAUUGUUGCAAAAAUCAUAAACUCUUUUGCCGCUCUUUCUUUUUACACUGGAAAUAAAUAAUGGGAGGAAAUAUAAAAACCGUGCGACAUUUGGAGAGUUAUUGGUAGUAAAAAAAUAGACGGUAAGUGUUCGGUCGUUGGAAAUUCAGUCGCGCCUUCUCUCCCAUGAUUCUAUAUAUAUAUAUAAAUAUUAUACAUAUACGAUGGUAAAUAAAAAUUUUAAAACGAGGGAAACCCAACAUAUUAUAAACUACAUAUUUAAUUAAUCAUAAAUACACAAGAAAUGAAUUCAAUGAGAAAAUCGCGAGGUAACGAGAGAAGGAUGUGGGAAUAUUUUGAAAUGCUCGGAGAGACAUUUCAAUUAUCCUUCGAUUUUUCAAGUAAUUAGAUAUUCAAAUGAACGCUAUUCUUCAAUUUUCCAUCAUCGUUUGAAUAAUUUUUUUUUUUAUAAUUAUCGUCUCUCUGGCCAAAGUGGGUGCUGAUGUGAAAAACGAGAGCUACCGAUGAUUAAUUGAUUAUUAUUUCCGUUCUCUCCUAGUUAUGACUUCAUAAAUUUCGAAAUUUUAAUGAAAAUUAAAUAUUAGUUCACCAAUAAGUAAAUUAACGAUAAUAGUAAGUUUCACAGGCACACGAGCACAUAAACAGAUAAACAAUGAACUACGAAAAUUGCAAAAAAAAAAAAA